Molecule: messenger RNA, 1347 nt
Organism: Neurospora tetrasperma FGSC 2508
Lineage: Eukaryota; Fungi; Ascomycota; Sordariomycetes; Sordariales; Sordariaceae
Exons: 2
Coding region: 1-1347 (448 amino acids)
Molecular function (GO): transaminase activity; pyridoxal phosphate binding
Source: RefSeq, a predicted model, not a curated record
AUGUCAUGCAAUUCUGACCUUCAUACCUGCCCCAACAGCAGCCAUCUAGAGGCAGCAGAAGCCCUCGCUGCUGCGCAGUCUAGAUAUGUCGCCAACAACCCGCUCUCCAAGAAGCAACAUGAACUGGCCGUUGAGUCGCUGCCAGGCGGCAACACCCGCACCUUGCUACACACUUCCCCGUUCCCCCUUUGCAUGAAGCAUGGAAAAGGCACUUUUGUGUGGGACGAAGAUGGCCACAAAUACACCGACUUCGUGGGCGAGCUCUCCGCCGGCCUUUAUGGGCAUUCUCACCCUGUCAUCCGCACCGCCAUUCUCUCUACUUUUGACGAAAUUGGUCUUUCCCUCGGCUCCACCACCACUUACGAAGCCCGCUACGCCUCCCUUUUGUGUCAACGCUUCAAGCUCGAGCGAGUACGCAUGACCAACACCGGUACGGAAGCAAAUCUCCAUGCUCUGGCGGCUGCUAGGCACUACACAGGGAAGAAGAAAGUGGUGGUGUUCAACGGCGGGUAUCACGGUGCUUGUUUCUCUUUCGGGGGAGGUAAGGCGGCACCGAAUACGGCUGACAAAGGCGAUUUUGUGGUUGUGCAGAAUUACGGGGAUGACGAGGCAGCUGCUGAGGCAAGAAGAGUCAUUGAGGAGACGGCGAGGGAGGGUGACCUGGCUGCAGUGUUGGUAGAGGGAAUGCAAGGUGCUGGGGGGUGCCUUCCGGGCAGCAAAGAGUUCCUGUUGGCGGCACAGGAAGCGGCAAAGAACACUGGAGCAGUCUUUAUCCUGGAUGAGGUGAUGACUUCCCGGCUGGCACCCAAUGGGUUAGGACAGGAGCUGGGACUGAGCCCGGAUUUGGUCACGCUGGGCAAGUACCUGGGUGGUGGAUUCAGUUUUGGAGCUUUCGGAGGAAGGAAGGAGAUCAUGGACUCAGUCUAUGAUCCGAGGGUGAAGGGCAGUUUGGCCCACUCGGGCACUUUCAAUAACAAUACCAUGACGAUGUGCGCUGGGUUUGCAGGGCUGAACCAGGUGUUUACGGAGGAAGUCUGUGUCGAACUUAAUAGGGUGGGAGACGACUUGAGGGGCAGGUUGAAUAGGUUGGCAAAGGGAACACGGUUGAGAUUUACGGGGAGGGGCUCGUUGAUUGGGUUGCACUUCAGGGAGAAUGGGACAUUCGAGAGCCAGGAGAAGGCGGAUUUGAGAAAUCUGUUUUGGUUUGAGAUGCUGGAGGAGGGCUUUUGGAUCACGAGAAGAGGGUUCAUUGCCAUGAUAUUGGAUACCCCUAAAGACGAGUUGGAUCGGUUUGUUGAUGCUGUGGGUAGAUUCUUGGAGAGGCAUACUGGCAUCAUGAUGGUGUAG